AUGGGGGGAAGAAUUCCUAUGAUGUGUAACAUUGAAGAUAACGUAUCUCUUAAUCCACAAGAUAUAAAGUUUGGCUCCUAUGAAGCAGUGGUCAUCGAUGAAGUCAUGGGGACAGGAGCUGCAAAAGUGAAACAUGGUCUCUCCCUUAAACUGAAGGUAGAUAAGCAUGACAUAUACAUUGUUAUUUUAGUGGAAACGAGAACUCCUGACGUCAAUAGUAACAAGAUCCUGAAGAGCUCGAAGUUUGACAAGGUAUUAGUGGAGGAAGCCAAUGGUUUCUCUGGUGGCAUUUGGGUAAUGUGGAACUCAAAAAAGGCUAAAGAGCAAUCCCUUUCACAAACUUCUCAGUUUAUUCAUAUUUGUAUCGAGGUGGGGGAUCUCAAGAAAUUUCUAUGUACUGCUGUGUACGCAAGUUUGCAAGAAGAAACAAGGCAUGGUAUGUGGGAGGAUGUCUCCUUGCUCAGUCGUUCUAUUAUUGAUCUUUGGAUAUUGGCUGGCGAUUUUAACGAUAUUAAAAGUAGCUGUAAGAAGAAAGGAAACUAUAAUCUGAAUCUAGCAAAAUGCAGAAGGUUCCAAACCUUCUUAGACAAUUGUCAGGGCCAAAAAUGGAAUAAUCAUGGUAGAGUUUAUAAAAAGCUCGAUAGAAAUUGUGCUAACUUAAGGUGGAAGAUGGAAUUUGAAGACGUAGAUGCACGUGCUCUCCUAAAAAUUCUUUUUGAUCACAACUUUUUUAUCCUAUCAUUAUCCAAUAAAUCUCAGCAAUGGCAGGAUGUGGGGGAGGAGGUUAGGAAUGUGUGGAAUCGGCUAUGGGCUUGGAAGGGACCUCAAAAACAAAAGUUUUUUAUGUGGAAGAUUCUCCAUAAUAGGUUGCUUACAAAGCUGAGGCUCUCUCAAUGGGGUGCAAAUGACCCUACUUGCCCUUGUUAUAGGCUCGAAGAUGAAACGAUUAUCCACGCUCUAGGAGAUUGUGGAUGA
Molecule: messenger RNA, 975 nt
Organism: Gastrolobium bilobum
Lineage: Eukaryota; Viridiplantae; Streptophyta; Magnoliopsida; Fabales; Fabaceae
Exons: 3
Coding region: 1-975 (324 amino acids)
Source: RefSeq, a predicted model, not a curated record